CGGUCCCAAUGGCGGGCUUGACCGCGGCGUCUCUGUUUUCUGGACAGGUGGAAGCUCCGGUUUGACGAGCUGCCGUUGUUCUCAAUACAAAGACAGGCGGAGACGAGAAAGACCUGAAAUUCCCCCCGAAUUAAAACAUGAACUUAUGUCGGAGACUAUAAAUAUUUUACAGAAAAUAAAAGCGGUAGUUUGAACGUUUUUUGUGAAAAAUGUCCGCAGGAGAAGAGAGAAAAUUGAAGAGAAACUGCGCAGUCAUAGUUUAAUGGGAGCGGUGACCUGAGCAGAUAUGCCAGCCGACGACAAGGUUGCCAUCCUGACAGAUGAGGAGGAGGAGCAGAAGAGGAAGUAUGUCCUCGCUGAGCCAUUCAACACCCUCUCCAUGGCCCAGCAAGAGGAUGUCACAGCGCCACCAGGACCCGGCUCUGACAUGGCACGUGAUCAGGUGGCAGCAGUGGCGGCCUCACAGCCAAAUUCCAUGGACUGCUGCGAGAGGACGUGCCUCCGCAUCAACAGCCACCUCCUCAUCUCCAAAGUCUUCUAUUUCUUUUUCUAUGCCGCCUACGGCUCGCUGCACCCCCUGCUGGCCGUGUAUUACAAGCAGCUCGGCAUGUCAGCCAGCCGCAGCGGGCUGCUCGUCGGCAUCCGCUACUUCAUUGAAUUUUGCAGCGCCCCCUUCUGGGGUGUGGUGGCGGACCGUUUCAAGAAAGGAAAAGUUGUGCUGCUGUUUUCCGUUCUGUGCUGGUUAAUGUUCAACUGCGGCAUCGGGUUUGUCAAACCUGCGGAAAUGAUAUGUGAGGAAAAGGGAGCUUCCACGCCGCUUACACCCGUGGUAACGGUCCAGCCUCAGGAUAAUGUAACACAACCAAGCAACUCCACCAACCACACCAGAAGUCGGCGAAACGUACUGGAGCUGCAUGUGGAGCAUUCCCACGUGCUCCACAGGCUAGAACGUAGUGUGGAUGCCAGCAUAACCACAACAUACUCUCCAUUUAAUUUACUAAACACCACCCAGCUCGUACCAAACACCACUCUGCAGACCACCACCAGUUCUGCUCCAGCACCUGAGAAAGAGUACCAUAUCAUCUACAACAUUGACCAGGUGGAGUCCAUCUUCCUGCUCAUCCUGCUUGUCAUCAUCGUGGGCGAGUUCUUCAGCGCUCCCGCCGUCACCAUCGUGGACACGGUGACCCUGCAGUAUCUUGGUAAAGCCCGCGACCGCUACGGCCUGCAGAGGAUGUGGGGCUCUCUGGGUUGGGGUCUGGCAAUGCUGCUGGUGGGCAUCUGGAUUGACCACACUCAUAUCACCGUGGCGAUUGAAGGCACUGGUUGCGCUGUGCCAGAUUUUCGCCUUCACAACUACCAGCUCGCCUUCAUUGUCUUUGGUGUUCUGAUGGGUGUGGCGUUGAUUGUGGCCACUCAGUUUUACUUUGAGAAAGGCGGUGAAUACCAGCAGGAAGUUCCAGAGGUGGUGGAGGACUCGGCGAACACUGACAGGGAGUCAGUCACUUCAGAGCAGACCCCCAGCAACCCCAACACCACCCAGGAGUUCCACUACAGUGACCUCCUCAAGCUGUUAUGCAGCGUGCGCUACAGCUCCGUCCUCUUUGUCGCCUGGUUCAUGGGCUUUGGCUACGGCUUCGUCUUCAGCUUCCUGUACUGGCACUUGGAGGACCUGGGCGGGACCACCACGCUCUUUGGGGUCUGCUCCGUCCUCAGCCACAUCUCAGAGCUCGCUGCGUAUUUCACCAGCCACAAGUUCAUCGAGCUCGUGGGACACAUCAGAGUGCUGUACAUCGGGCUGGCCUGCAACACAGCUCGCUACCUGUACAUCUCCUACCUGGAGAACGCCUGGAUCGUCCUGCCCAUGGAGAUCCUUCAAGGUGUGACCCAUGCCUCAGUUUGGGCAGCUUGUAUCUCCUUCCUGAGCGCCGCGGUCCCGCCGGCUCUCAGGACGUCGGCACAGGGAAUUCUGCAGGGCCUGCACCUCGGGCUGGGUCGCGGCUGCGGAGCCAUGGUCGGAGGAGUAUUCGUCAAUUAUUUUGGUGCUGCAGAGACGUUCAGAGGAAUCGGCAUGGCCUCCCUCGUCAUCCUCCUCAUCUUCUCCUUCAUCCAGUGUCUGACCGGAGACACUGAAGGCAAAGAGGACAAAAUGCUAGCAGAGAACAUCCCUGUGCCCUCCAGUCCAGUCCCGAUCGCCACCAUCGACUUGGUGCAGAGUCACGCACCCGACGGCAGCCCGGCCCCAGUGCGACAGGCUCCCUUGUUGCCAGUAAGGAAGACUAAACAUCAGGAGGAUCAGGAGGACCCGAACAGACCGGCUUGGAUGCUUUCCGGUGCCCCCUGGGUCACCAUUGCCUUCGCCUUUGUCCAGAUCAAAGAGAUGAUCAGCCUGGCAAAGAACAGCACUCGAGACCCUCACCCACUGCAGGUGCAUAAUGAGCGGGCGGUGGCUGAGUACGAGGCGGUGGCAACUUCGCACAGAAACUCGAGCGAUGACGGCACACACCCGCCGAUAUCCACCACGGAAACUCCCACGCAAGCAGACACCGCCCACACCUCACACACAGACUCUGACAAAGACCAAACGCACCCUGCGUCAGACGGAGGAGCGCCCAAAGACAAUACGGUCUUCACAGAAGAAAACCCACAUUGAGUGUUCAUUUAAAAACUAUUGAAUGCACACACAGAGGGCUUUAACCCCAGUGUGUUUCAUUACUGCAAAGUGACCUGUCUAAACAAGUUCAUCUGUCCUCUAGUUCAGUGUUAAAAUCCUAUUGUGUGGUGAAGUGAUUCCUCUGCAGUUUAUAAACACUGUGUCCAGAUUAUUCUAAAAGCUAGUGUAGUGUGUACAUAUGAUUGUGAAAUGGGGGAUUAUCCUUGAAUACUGGAAGCAAGCUGGGAAUGGUUUAGUUCUAGAGGUGGAGUGGUUUCUAAACUUCAUUAAUGGAUGGUUUUUGCA
This is a messenger RNA of Pundamilia nyererei, 2959 nucleotides long. Its product is annotated as major facilitator superfamily domain-containing protein 6-A. The transcript is spliced from 7 exons. Bases 287 to 2653 code for a protein of 788 amino acids. Gene Ontology annotation, cellular component: plasma membrane. NCBI's taxonomy places the organism in Eukaryota, Metazoa, Chordata, Actinopteri, Cichliformes, Cichlidae. Gene Ontology annotation, biological process: antigen processing and presentation of exogenous peptide antigen via MHC class I. The record is from RefSeq and is a predicted model, not a curated record.